AUGCUGCCGUACCUGUUCCCUGAGCUGUCCACCUUUACUACAGUCGCCGAUCUUAUCACCCACCUUCGCACUAGUGAUGCCCGCCUGCGUGCCGCCCUUCCCACUGAGUUCUGCGCUAAGAAUCCCCCUCCACUGUACUGGACACUCCACUUCAUAGUCACCCGUCUCCCUGACACCCUCAGCUCAGUUCGAGACCACUUCCUUGCUCGCUGUCCCACUGAGCUCACAGUCGCCCUCCUAGAGGAGCACCUGCUAGCGGCCGAAAAGAGCAUUGUAGCUGUCGGUGCUGCUCGCGGCGCUCCUCGCACCCCCAUCUUUGAGGGGUGUUCUCCCUCUCCCCUCGCUCCCUCCUACGCUACUGCUGCUGCUGUUGACUUCCUUGGUGCUGAGUCUGCUGGCGCUGCUUCUGCUCCUGGUGGGAGGCGCCGCACCGGCAAGGGCAAGGGGGGCAAGGGUGGCGGGGGUGGCGCUGGGGGGGGAGGAGGUGGGGGAGGUGGGGGGGGAGGCGGUGCUGGAGGGAGCGGUGGCGGGAGCACUAGUGGGAGUGGGGUCGGCGGUGGAGGCGGGGGCGGCGGAGGGAGCGGUGGCGGUGGUGGCGGCGGCGGCGGCGGCGGCGGCAGUGGCGGUGGCGGCGGUGGCGGUCGGAGCGGUGGUAGUGGUGGCGGCGGAGGUCGGAGUGGAGGCACUGGCUCGGGCCAGAGCUCCCAGCAGCAGCAGCGUCCCCAGACGACCCAGCAGCUUCGUGAGUGGCUUGCUCAGCGUGGGACGUCGGGGGGCAGUGGCCGCUGUUCCUAUGUCAUUCGCACAGGUGACCGCAAGGGGCAGACGUGUGGGAGGUUCCACACCCAGUACCGCUGCUUCUCCCGCCUUGACGACGCUUGGCGUGAGGAGAUGGGCGAGGAUGUUGAGCGCCCCCGCUGGGCUGAGCUGAUGAGGGCUGGUGUUGAUAUCUUUGCUCUUGACUAUGAUGCUAUUCUUGCUGCCAUGUAUGCAUUGACUGUUAGUGCCGAGGGAGACUGUUACUUGUGUGUGCCGCCUGACCCAGGUAUAGAGCCCGCUGCCCUGGCCACUAGUGAGUCUGCUCUCUCUGGUAUGGUGCCCCCUGUACUUGCUCCCUCCAGUGCUGUCCCCGCUGUUUGCGAGUCUGCUCUCUCAGGUACAGCACCCACAGAGACUGCUCUCUCAGGUACCGCACCGGCUGAGGCCUGUCACACCUUCACCCUUGACUCAGGUGCUUCCCGCUGUUUCUUUCGUGACAGUACUGAGCUCACACCGCUUCCUGCACCGGUCCCAGUCUCCUUGGCUGACCCCUCUGGGGGCCCAGUCCUUGCCCAGUCCACCACUGUGCUCCCUUGUCCGGCGGUUCCGUCUGGCUCGUUGUCGGGUUUCCACCUCCCCUCGUUCUCGACGAACCUGGUGAGCAACGCUGUCAUCCAGGAUCAGUGGGUUGACACCUUUACCCCUGGAGGACAGCGUGUGGCGAUCUGCACGUGCUCCAGGACCGGCCGUCACCUGGCUACGUUCACCCGUCGACCAGGGUCGAGUCUCUACACACUGACCACUGCGUCUCCUCAGGUCGCUGCUGUCGGUCAGGUGUCCGCGUCAGGUCUGGUGGCCCACGCCUGUGAGUGUCGUUCCCUGUCGCACCAGACUCUUCUCUGGCACCACCGCCUGGGUCACCCCUCCUUGCCACGCCUCCAUGGCAUGCACCGUCGCCACCUUGUGUCUGGUCUUCCCAGGUCCCUCCCUCCCCUCCCUGCCUCGCCUGCGCCGCCUUGCCUUCCUUGCGUCGAGGGGCGGCAGCGCGCCGCUCCUCACUCCUCCUCGUUCCCCCCGACAGAGGCUCCUCUGCAGACCCUCCACCUGGACGUGUGGGGCCCAGCCCGCGUUCGUGGCCAGGGCGGUGAGCGGUACUUUUUGCUGGUUGUUGACGACUACUCGCGUUACACCACGGUCUUCCCCUUGCGCACCAAAGGUGAGGUCCCUGCUGUUCUGAUCCCUUGGAUCCGCACAGUUCGUCUCCAGCUCCGCCGCCGUUUCCGGACGGAUCUUCCUGUCCUGCGUCUGCACUCUGACAGAGGUGGUGAGUUUUCCUCCGAUCUCUUGAGGACCUUCUGUCAGGCGGAGGGCAUCGAGCAGACCUUCACGCUUCCGGACUCCCCACAGCAGAAUGGGGUUGCUGAGCGCCGCAUUGGCCUGGUCAUGGAGGUCGCUCGUACCUCCUUGGUUCACGCGGCGGCUCCCCAUUUUCUGUGGCCGUUUGCUGUCUGGUACGCCGCGCAUCAGCUCAACCUCUGGCCCCGUGUCUCCUUGCCGGAGACCUCGCCUACACUGCGUUGGACGGGGGAGGUUGGCGAUGCGUCGCGCUUCCGGGUGUGGGGUGCUCGUGCCCUUGUCCGCGAUGCGUCCGCGGACAAGCUCUCCUCCCGCACACUUCCCUGUGUCUUCCUGGGCUUUGUCCCUGACGCGCCGGGCUGGCAGUUUUACCACCCCACCUCGCGCCGGGUCUUCGCCUCUCAGGACGUCACCUUUGACGAGUCGGUCCCUUUUUACCGUCUCUUCCCCUACCGCACUGCCCCCCUCCCUCCCCCGCCGCUUUUCCUUGCUCCUGGUCCCCCUCCGGUAGACCCCCUUCCCCCUCAGGGUCCUGCUCCUUCAGGUGUUUCUCAGGUCGACCCUCCUCCCGUCGCUGAGCCUGUCGAGGUCACAGGUGACUCAGGUGCUGCUGCAGGUGGUGCUGCUGGGAGUGCUGAGCCUGGGGGUGCUGAGCCUGCGAGUGCUGGGCCUGGGAGUGCUGGGACUGCGGGUGCUGGAGCUGAGGGUACUGUGCCUGAGAGUUCGGCGCCUGGGGGUGCUGAGCCUGGGGGUGCUGCGACUGGGGGUGCUGAGCCUGGGGGUGCUGAGUCUGGGGGUGCUGAGUCUGGGGGUGCUGCGCCUGAGGGUACUGGGCCUGGGGGUGCUGCUGCUGAGCCUACGGAGCCUCGGGCGCUUUCGCCGUCCUAG
Closterium sp. Yama58-4 is the source of this 3003-nucleotide messenger RNA. The record is from the annotation of a GenBank genome assembly. Lineage: Eukaryota; Viridiplantae; Streptophyta; Zygnematophyceae; Desmidiales; Closteriaceae.